This is a messenger RNA of Saimiri boliviensis boliviensis (Bolivian squirrel monkey), 2669 nucleotides long. It is a transcript of the gene TRAPPC3L, whose product is annotated as trafficking protein particle complex subunit 3L. Lineage: Eukaryota; Metazoa; Chordata; Mammalia; Primates; Cebidae. Gene Ontology annotation, cellular component: TRAPP complex. Gene Ontology annotation, biological process: Golgi vesicle transport. The record is from RefSeq and is a predicted model, not a curated record.
CCUCUUCAGCUCAGCAAAGAGCAAAAGCCGUAGAGUGCAGAAGUAGCACUCCUGUCUGAAAGCAAGGAAGAGCUUACAAAAACAAACAGAAAGACAUGGACUGAUACACCUCUAAGGAACAGGCAAAACCAAGAGAAAUUGAAGAUCACAUUCUUCAUCUAUCAAGCACUAUGUCUCGCCCUGCACACAGAAGACCAGCAUAUCAUAAAAUAAAUAAAGAUCUCUUUGUCCUUACCUAUGGAGCUCUGGUUGCCCAGCUGUGUAAGGAUUAUGAGAAAGAUGAAGAUGUGAAUCAAUAUUUAGAUAAAAUGGGUUAUGGCAUUGGAACGCGGCUUGUGGAAGACUUUUUGGCUCGAUCCUGUGUGGGAAGAUGCCAUAGUUAUUCAGAAAUUACAGACAUAAUUGCCCAGGUUGCUUUCAAGAUGUACCUGGGAAUUACACCAAGUGUGACCUGUAAUAAUUCAAGCAGAAAUGAAUUUUCCCUGAUUCUAGACAAGAAUCCUCUGGUGGAGUUUGUGGAAGAGCUCCCUGCUGGGAGAUCUUCUCUGUGCUACUGCAACUUGCUCUGUGGGAUUAUCAGAGGUGCCUUGGAAAUGGUUCACUUGGCUGCUGAUGUUACAUUCUUGCAAGACAGACUAAAAGGUGACAGUGUGACAGAAAUAGGAAUAACGUUUCUAAAAAAACGAGAGGAGAAAAAAUAUAGACGGAAAAAAUGAAGAACAGCAUGGAAAAUGCCACAGGGUGGCUACUUGAGUUAGUAUUAGCGAAACCUGUAUAGGCAUAGAAAUUUUGAAUUGCUUAAUAACAUGAGCUUUGAAAGGCUUAUAAAUCACCAGAAAUGUGAAAUGCAAGACAUGAUAAUUUAAAGGGCUUUUUUUCCCUUUUGCUUUUAAAUAACACAUUUUCAGUCUCAUGUCCAUAAAAUUUCAUAUGCAAAUAACCUCCUAUAAGAUAGCAAGCAGGAAUUCCACAUAUUAUGCUGUCCAUCCUCAGAGAAGCUAUUCAUUCUAUUUACAUAUGGUAAUGGGGAACAAAAGCACCACCAAUACAAACAAUUAUGCAUUUAUCUCUUUGCUGAAAAAAAUGAAUGAAAUGAUACAGCAUAGAGUUUACUAUAUAUAGACAGUAGUUUCUAGAUACUGUAUAUUGCAUUCCUUACAGAAACAGUUCCAUUUGUAACACAUUUCCAUAUUUAUAAAAAAAGAUGUGAUUUUUCUCGUAUAUUAGCUUGGCUUAUAGCUUUAGCCUCCUGAAGCUACCCUUGGUUUGUAAUCACCAAGUUAAGCUAUUUAUUCAAUGAUGAUUUUGAAACAUUUAUAAAUGGCAUUUAAUUUUAAUUAAUUUUAAUUAAUUUAAUUUUUAGCUGAUAUUAACCAAGUUCUUAUUUUUCUCAUAAAAUAUUGCUUGUCAGGUCAGGAAAUUUCUAAAAUAAGGGAUAAUAUUCUUUGGAAAUGCUUUCUUACCCCAAAGCUUACUAAUUUAGAAUUUCUACCAUCAUUUUUAGCUCCUAAAAAAUCUUCCAGAGAAUGUUUUCUCUGUGACCAGAACACAUUUAAAAUUCAAGGGUACUGGGUUAAAUACACAGUAAUCUUCACCAGACCAUUGACACACAAGGGCAGCCUAUAGGCAGCCCAGAAUCUACUAGGUUCUGCAGAGAGCCCAAGCUGUAAGUCCAAGUUAUAAUUAGCAUAAUACCACCCUACAGAACUGGAGAAAAUAUUUUCAAACUACCUAUCUGACACCCUUGUGUUAUUAAUAACCAGAAAAUAUAAGGAGUUCAAACAACUCCAUAGGAAAAAAAAAACAAUAAAAUGGGCAAAAGAUCUGAAUAGACAUUUCUCAAAAGAAGGCAUAGAAAUAGCAAACAGGUAUAUGAAAAGGUGUGCAGCAUCACUGAUCAUCAGAGAAAUGCAAAUCAAAACUAUAAUGAGAUGACAUCUCACCCUAGUUUAAUGUGGCUUUUAUCCAAAACAGGCAAUAAUGAAUACUUGCAAAGAUGUGGAAAAGAGGGAACUCUGGUACACUGUUGGUGGGAAUAUAAAUUAGUAUAACCACGAUGGAGAAUGGUUUGGAGGUCCCUCAUAAAAUAAAAAAUAGAACUGUCAUAUGAUCCAGCAAUCCUACUGUUGGGUAUAUACCAAAAAUAAAGGAAAUCAGUAUAUCAAAAAUAUAUCUGCACUCACUUGUUUAUUGUAGCACUAUUCACAAUAGCUAAGAUUUGGAAGAAAUCUUAGUGCUCUUCAAUAGAUGAAUGAAUAAAGAAAAUGUGGUACAUAUACACAAUGGAGUACUAUUCAGCCAUAAAGAAGAAUAAGAUCCUGUCAUUUGCAACAACAUGGAUGGAACAGAGAUGAUUAUGCUCAGGGAAAUAUGUCAGGACAGAAAGACAGACUGCAUAUUCUCACUUAUUUGUAGGAGCUAAAAAUUAAAACAAUGGAACUCAUGAAGAUAUAGGGUAAAAUGAUAGAUACCAGAAGCUGGCAAGGGUAGUGCCAGGAGGAGUGGAGAUGGUUAAUGGGUACAAAAAUCUAGUUAGAUAGAAUGAAUAAGACCUGGUCCAGGCAUGGUGGCACAAGCCUGUAAUCCCCACACUUUGGGGUGUCUAAGUGGGAGGAUUGCUUAAGCCCAGGAGUUUGAGACCAGCCUGGAUAACAUAGACUCCUGUCUCU